CCCGAAGCCUCAGAGCUCAAUGGCCCACCCGCUAGGCUCCGCCCCUCUCCCACCCGCCCGCCCGCCCGCACUCUCCCACACCCCAUAAAGCGGGACGAAGGGUUUUGUCUUCCACUUCCGCCUUCGUGUACUUGCGGCCUACGGAAAGCCGCCGGUGGCAGUGUUCUUGCUGGGCUCGAGGGUUUGUUUUCCCCCUUACAGUCUUUCCUCCCUUCAGACCCACCACCAUCCGCCGACUUGAGUGACCUAUUUACUGGCCUUCCAGCGGGAGCUUUGUGAGGUCGGAACCUUGCGCAGCCGGAACUAAGGUGUCGUACGGUGCUAGCAGCCGGAAGGCCACAUAAAUAGAGCAAUACCAGUUCAUUUCUGGCGGUCGAUCGUUAGAGUUCCGGUGAGGGGAUCGGCGACUAAAGUCUUCAGCUUCAUUUCCUGAUAUGCACCGACCGAAUUUUCGACCCCCAACUCCUCCGUACCCCGGGCCGGGGAUAGGAGGCUGGGGUGGCGGAAGCAGCUUCCGGGGUGCCCUGGGAGGGGGGCCGCGGCCGCCCUCCCCGCGGGACGGGUACGGGAGUCCGCACCACACUCCGCCGUGCGGGCCCCGGGCUAGGCCGUACGGGAGCAGCCACUCUCCGCGGCACGGCGGCAGCUUCUCGGGGGCCCGCUUCGGGUCUCCGUCCCCGGGCGGCUACCCAGGCUCCUACUCCAGGUCCCCCGCGGGGUCCCAGCAUCAGUUCGGCUACUCCCCAGGGCAGCAGCAGACCUACCCCCAGGGUUCUCCAAGGACAUCUACACCAUUUGGAUCAGGGCGUGGUAGAGAAAAAAGAAUGUCUAAUGAGUUGGAAAGUUAUUUUAAGCCUUCAAUGCUUGAAGACCCUUGGGCUGGCCUAGAACCAGUAUCUGUAGUGGAUAUAAGCCAACAGUACAGCAAUACGCAAACAUUCACAGGCAAAAAAGGAAGAUACUUUUCUUAACUUUUCUGAAAUUCAACUGGAAGCUUCAUGUGUCAGGAACAUCUUGGACAGAACUUGUACUUGUAUAAAUGAGUUGAACCUAAAGAUGAUGACUUUGGAAGGUGAUCAUGAUUAGCAGACCCUUGGGAUAUCUCUAACUUUGUCAAAUGUUGUUGAUGUUAGAGAAGACGAUAGAAUCAUAUGCAGUAUUUAGGUAAUAUGGGAGUGUGUACCACAUUCAGAAGACCAGUUUCCAUAUUUAGUAUUUCUAAAGUAACAGACAUUUGUUUUUUUCAGUGGUUUAAAAAUAAAACAUUUUUGUCUUCCUAUUUAAAUUGUGAUUUUGUAGAAUUGCUAAAAAAAUGCUUCAUAAUCACUUAAAAUUUGAGGGUAAAUGUUUUGUAAACUAUUUUUUAGUAAAAUAGAUAAGCUACUUUAGACAGUUCUCUAUAUUUAUUAAUAGAAAUUAUUCUACAUUCAUAUUUUAUCUAGUAUUUUUGUUAAAAUAUUGAAACUUAAUAUCACUCAACAUAAUUUUUACACCUUUAACCAGAAAAGGCAAGGAUAAAUCAUGUAUGUGCAGGUCAGCGUCCUACCCAAAUUUCUCUAUAUUUUGAGCAUUGUAGAUUUACUUCCUCUUGAAGUAAAAGAAGAUGGUGAGUUGAUUUCUUGUUGUGAUAAAAUGCCAGACAAAAACAUUGAAGGGAUUUUGGUUCAUAGUUUCUAAGGUUUCAGUGAAAGGUUAGCUAAUCUAUUAAUUUGGUCUUGAGUUGAGCAAGAAUAUGGCUGAGUAUUUCUGACGCUGCUCACCCUUGACAAUCAAGCAGCAGAAAGUGGGAAGGGGCUAGGGACAAGAGAAGCCUUUCUGGGGCAUUUUUACCUUCUACAUCCCAAUAAUACCAUCAUGUGAACCAUUAAGGUAUUAAUCCACUGAUAGGUAAAUACCCUGAUGAUGUAAUCACAUCUCAGUGAUUAGACAAGUGGGGAGACCCUUCAUAUCCAUACUAUAACAAAUGACUAGCAAUAAUCUCAAGCCACUUCCAAGGCAGAUAUACGAAGCUAGUUAACUAUGACCUAGACAGUAAGGCUUAAUUAUCUUGACUCAUGGACACAUUUCUAAUCUGAAGGAGAGUUCUGUGAACUUUAGCUCAUUUUGCCUUCCUGUAGUAGAAGGGAAGGAGGAUAAAGUAUUGAAGAAUAUUCCCCAGUUAUUUAAAAAUCAAGUCUUGAACAGUGCAUUCUGUUGAAAAAUUUAUCAGCAUUCUCCAAAAGAAAAAUGAAAUGGCCAUUCCACCUAGUUGAACCAUACAUAUUUAUAUUUGUUGAUAAGGUCUUAAAAUGGCAAGAAAAAUAAAACACAGGAAGAUUUUAUAUAAAUAAAACCUCCAUUGUAACCAGAACUUUGAAAUUUUUCUGAGUUUUUGGCUAGAUACUUCAGUUUUAUCAUGUAAAAUGAGGACAUUCAUUGUACUUAUGUUCACUUAUCCCUGUAUUCUGAGUCUUUAGAACAGUACCUUCAAACUAAUAGGUACUACUACGUAAAUGCUUAAUACAUAUUUUGAUUAUAACUAUUUUAUUGCUCUGCCUGGUCCCGUGUAUAUAAGGGGUAACACAAUAAUAUAUGGUUAUUUGAAAGAAAACAUCCAUUUUCAACAUCAUGGGUUUUUUCAUGUGUCAUAUUCAUGAAAAUGAAAGCAUUUUGUAAAAUGCUUAUUGAACUUCAUAAAUAAAAAAUAACAGUUGAAAACAAUUACUAAACAAUCUCUUAGAAAGUAUGUUGUUGGCAAAGAUGAAAAAUAGAGCCAGACACAAUUUUACAUGGUCAUAAUCCCAGCUGCUCCAGAGGAUAGGCUGACUUGAUUGUAAGUUUGAGGCCAGCCUGAGCAAUUAGCAAGACCUAACAAAAAUAAUGAAGCUAUGAAAGAUUUUUGUUUUGUUUGUUUUUAGAGACAGGGUUUCUCUGUAUUGCUUUGGAGGCUGUCGGACCCGGCCUCGAUCCGCCUUCCUCUGCCUCCCGAGUGCUGGGAUUAAAGGCGUGCACCACCACCACCGCCCUGCUAAAAGAUUUUGUGUAUUGUGUUUGUACCAUAUUUGGAAGGCAUUCAAAUACAGCUUAAAGAGUUCACAUUUUGUGUUUCUGCUGGACUUUAAAUGAAAUAUUUUUUUAAAAAAUUUAAGCUCUGUUACCGACAUCUACUUCCAGAGGUCUAUCGAACGUUUCUGGCUUUUUAAGGAGAAAACUUUGUCCUCAGCCAAAGUGCAUACACUAUUAGUUAUGUGUUCAGAAUUGGGUUUUUGAUGGGGUUUUGGUUUGUUUUUGCAUUGCAAUAGAGUCUGGCUAUGUAACUCUGGCUUGCAUGAACAGUUACACUUGCAUAUGGAAAUGUUCAGAAUUCAGAUGUUUUGUCAAGUAAAGGAGAUGGCAGUGGUUGUUUAA
Messenger RNA from Mesocricetus auratus (golden hamster), 3387 nucleotides. It is a transcript of the gene Mplkip, whose product is annotated as M-phase specific PLK1 interacting protein. Gene Ontology annotation, cellular component: centrosome; nucleus; midbody. The record is from RefSeq and is a predicted model, not a curated record. The transcript is spliced from 2 exons. The coding region runs from base 435 to 971 and encodes 178 amino acids. Lineage: Eukaryota; Metazoa; Chordata; Mammalia; Rodentia; Cricetidae.